AUGCUGGUUUGCCGUAUACUUGGCUCUCUUUUCUUGGGUGCUCCUAUUGCCCUUGGACCUCCCGUUGUGAUGGAAUUGUUUGCAGAACAUGAACGUGGCCUUGCGUUGGGAACAUGGUCUGUUUUUGUCACGCUUGGCCCUCUGACGGGUCCGUUUGUCAUGGGAUUCGUCGCAGAGCGGCUCGGAUGGCAGUGGAUUUAUUGGAUCUUUGCUAUCAUUUCCGGGGCACAAUGUGUCUUAUACUUUUUCUUCAGUCCCGAGACGAGAUAUCUUCCACAAGAAAAGUCCAUCAGGAAGUCCACGGUGAUGAGCUACAUCACAUUCCCGCGGAUCGACCCCAAGCCUUUCUCUCUUACCGAAGUCAUCAGACCAUUCUCAAUGGGCACAAAGAUGACCGUACUGCUGCCCGUGGCUUCUCACAGCAUGAUCUUCUGUCUCUCAGCCGCAAUGCUGACAGUAGAGAUCCCCCAGCUGUUUAGUACUCGUUUCGAACUCGGUCCGAGAGAAACUGGCAUCCAGUUCCUUGGUAUCAUCAUCGGUACCAUUAUUGGUGAAGCAUUCAAUGCUGUGGUUCUCAGUCUGAUGAACAGACGGACUGUGGAAAAUCAGCGACGCUCUGUUAACCCCAAGAAUUACCUGCUAGCCAGUUAUUUCGGUUUUGUCUGUAUGAUCGUUGGCUUGGUUGUCUUCUGUGUUAUGUUGGGCAAGACGGUCCCCAUGCAUUACGAGGUUUCCCCCAUCAUUGGCGUUGGAGUUACUGGGUUCGGAAACCAAUUAGUGUCCAACUUUUUGAUUAACUACAUCAUGAACAUUCACUCGGAAAACUCCGCCAGUGCCUCGAUCUUUUUGGGAUUUAUUCGGCAGACAUGGUGUUUCAUUGGACCUUUCUGGUUCCCUACCAUGUUCGAAACCGUUGGUAUUACCAACUGUGCUGGGCUGCUGACCGGCCUGGUUAUCAUCAGUGUGCUGCCUGUGAUUUGGUUGCACUGGCAAUCGCGAAGCUAA
Penicillium paradoxum is the source of this 1005-nucleotide messenger RNA. RefSeq names its product Translation elongation/initiation factor/Ribosomal beta-barrel. The transcript has 3 exons. The record is from RefSeq and is a predicted model, not a curated record. The coding region runs from base 1 to 1005 and encodes 334 amino acids. Gene Ontology annotation, biological process: transmembrane transport. NCBI's taxonomy places the organism in Eukaryota, Fungi, Ascomycota, Eurotiomycetes, Eurotiales, Aspergillaceae. Gene Ontology annotation, molecular function: transmembrane transporter activity.